AAGACAUCAGAGAAUCAAACACUUUUAAAUUGAUGGAGGCUGGUUCGGAAACAUCACCUGCAUACUAUCUGACAAAAAACAAACAUCAGCAUCCAAGUUUACACAACUGCAAGAUGAAGUCAAUCCAGAUGAUAUACGCAGUCUUAGUGAUCGCCGUCUUGUGUAAUACGGGUCAUUCUUGGGAUGCCGAGCUGAAAUGUUAUGCAGAUGGAGGAUAUUGCGAUAGUUACCCAUGUCGGGAAGGUUACACUUGUAACAAAAAGUUUUUGUAUGGCUGCUCACAAAACGAAAACUGCUGUCUUCCUGCUCCUGUUCAAAAGAAACAGCAAUACCAUCAGAAGCCAGUAAUACCAGCUUACUCGCCUUGGAACUUAAAGGGAUAUCGAUCAUAUUGAACAAAGAUUUCAAAUUAAAGAAAAUGAAGUUUU
Messenger RNA from Mytilus californianus (California mussel), 428 nucleotides. RefSeq lists its product as uncharacterized. Bases 33 to 395 code for a protein of 120 amino acids. The transcript has 5 exons. Lineage: Eukaryota; Metazoa; Mollusca; Bivalvia; Mytilida; Mytilidae. The record is from RefSeq and is a predicted model, not a curated record.